AGGCUCCGAGCCGGAGCGGCUGCGAGGGCCCCUCUCCAAUUAGCCACCGGUGCUCACCCACGCCCUUCCUCCCGCCGCAUAAAGCCCGGCGGGGCCGCGCCGGCUGCCACCAUGCUGGCGGCGGCACGUCCUUCCCGCGAGUGAGGAGGAACGGUGGUGCCUGCAGCGGCUUCCCGGCCUUUUUCUGCCGGUCCGUGCCUGACGCUUGCCCUGUUCGUGGAUUCGGGGCCGCUUUGUUUUGGUUUUGAUCCCCGUCGCAGCUGCAGCAGCCGGCUCUCCCGCAGAGCCGCUCCGGCCCGCUCGAGGCUUCCUCAGCAGCAGCAGCCGCCGCUGCCCGCGGGCGGUGCGGGGCCGAGCCGAGCCAGCCGCCUGCGGCGGGGCGAGCGGCACUGGGAGUGCGGCGGCGGCCGGGACACCAUGCCUGCCGCCUUCUCCGCGAAGCGCCCGGGGCGCCUGCUGCGGCUGUUGCUGCUCUGCCUCUGCCUCUCGGGCGGGAGCCCCGCAGAUGCAACUAUGACAACACAAGAUGCCAGUCAGUCUCUGGCAAACUCUUUGACUAAGAUGCAAGCUGGACUUACUGAAUCAUUUCCUGAGCCCAUGACAACUAUACAAACUGCCAACUGGCCAACUCAGGGGAGCCCUUCAGAUCAUUUGACACUUGGACAUAAUGGAUCUACACCUGCCUUGUUAGGUCCAGAUCUUACCACACAAGAGUUCAAGCAGGCAACCAAAGAGAACGUGUCUAAUGUCACUUUUGUGGAGUAUGAGGUACUCCUACCUGGUGUUCCUGGUACUUCCAUGGAAAAAAAUAUCACUUUGGACAGUGCAACGAUAAUUGAACUUUCAUGCAGAUUGGACAAUAAAUAUUCUCGUUUGAAAAGAUUUCAAGUGACUUGGAAGAGGGGAAAUGAAACAAUCAGACACAUUGAUAAAACUGAAAACAGCUGGAGCAUCCAAUUGAAGAUCUUGGAUAGCAGUAAGCUGGGAAGUUACAGCUGUACUCUGAAAGGUGAAGAAGAAAUCAGUGCUGUGUUUUAUUUACAAGUACCAAAAAUUGAAGGAAAAGAAAAACCCAUAGUCAGUUAUGAAGGAGAUUCAGCUAUAAUGAUUUGUAAAAGUUUUGGCUAUACUCCCAUUGCUUGGACCUGGUAUAUGAUGAAUGGAAGUGAACAGAUUGCCAUUAAUGACUCUUUACUGGCAGACAAGUAUGUAAUUAACAGCGUAUCUGCCAAUGUAACCCAUUUGAAGAUACUGAAGCUCACCAAGGAAGAUGAUGGUGUAUAUUGGUGUGAAGCUGCUUUUGAAUUAGGGAGAAGUAAAGGAAACCUGAAGCUUAAAGUCCUAUCCCUCAUGGUGCCUCUCAAACCCUUUUUAGCAAUUGUGGCUGAAGUUGUUAUUUUAGUAACUAUUGUUUUCCUUUAUGAGAUGUAUUCGAAAAAGAAAGAGAAAUGUGCAGAAGACGAGAAAGAAUUUGACCAAGCUGAGCAACUAAAAUCAGAAGAAAGCAAUGGUCUGGAAAACAGUAGUGCUAGGAACAGAAAAACUUAAUCUGGUUCCAAAAAAGGCUGCUACUACUGAUGCCAGCUGGAAAUGCUUGUCAGAGGAUGGUCUGUCAGUUGAGGACCAAUCCUACACACUCUAGCUAUUUCCCCUUGUUAUUCCCUCUCUGCAGCUGGCACCCCAAUCUCUCAUCUCAAGAUCAGAGGUGUGAGUGACUUUGCAUUUAUGUCACUGCUGGUACUGUUUUUCCUCAUCACAAGCCAUCUACCUGAAGGAAGAUUGUUUCUAUACCCCUUGUUUUAAAGGACAGAAAGAGAAGUGUCAGGUAAAGUUCAUGUAAAGAAAGUAACAAAUCAGAAAACAAGAACAAAUACUCUCCAAGAAUAUAUUUUCUCCUCUGUUUCCUGCAUGUUGUUGUACUUGUUGAUUACUGUGACUUAGGUUCCCAAGGAUUUAUCCCAUAUUGGAUCUAAGGUACCAUUCUUGUAAAGUCCUUUUGGCCCAUGACACUCAGUGAAUUACUAGGGAUUCAGAUUUGCAAAUUGAACUAUUCAAAAAAAUGGCAAAAUACAAACUGGAGUGAAGUUUAUUUUCAAAGAAAUAUGGGAAAAUAUUAGGCAGCAAAAUAAUAGAAUUCAUUUUAUAAGGAAACUUGUUUAUACUUUUUUAAUUCAGCAGAUUUAAGCCAACAGAAGUGGAAGUCAUCACAAAGCUACAGAAGAUGUAUAUGACUAUGCAUUUUAAACAUCCACUAUGCUUCCAAGUAAACUCCUCUACACAUACAAGAAAUAAGAUGCUUUUAAAAUAGCUGUGAAACUGCUCAUUUUAUACAGAUCAUAAUGUAUUCUGAUGUACUGCAUUUAGACCUUUGCUGUCUGUAACAUUGUCACUUUACUACUAAAAGGCAGUUUUUACAUGAUCAGACUUCCUGUUGGUUUAUGACUGACCUGUUUGAUUUUGUCCUAAAUUGGAACUAAUCUUGCAUUCACGGAAUGAACAGGUAAUACAGAAUGGGCCUAUUACCUAAGUGUUACAAAGCUGGACUCGCAAGAUCAAAGAAGUAUUUCCACCAAAGAAAAUGCCUUUUACUAGCAGGUGAAGCAAUCGUGACACAGCUAUUUUUACCAAAGAAAUUGUCAAAGGGAAAUCUUUGUCAUGAUUUAAAUGAAACAUUAACAGUUUUGCAAUUUGCUCUGAACAGUAAAAUGUCUUCAUUCUAACUUUUCUUAGCUUCAUUUAAAUGAGAAAGCAAUAUAGGUAUGUUCUGAAUAUUUAAGAUACGAAUUUUCCUAAGAAGUCCUGCCAUAUGUCUGUGGUACUAUACUGUAAUUCUGAAUAGGCUAAAUACUUAAAUACUGUACAGAUCAGAUAUUUCAGUGGUAUUUUGGUGUAGAUGAAGGAAGGAAAGGGGAUACAGUACCAUAUCAGAAUAUAACUGAAAUACUUCCUUACACUUGCAGAAAUUACUACAGGAUCUGAGAGCUGCAAAACCAGUUUUGUAAUUUAUGCAGAACACAGAAAUUUCACAAAUAUACCUAUAUGGUUCUUACCAUACAUCCUGUCUAGUUGGUACUCUUACUUCUUGCAGCGUACUGUAUUGUUCCUUAAACUCCUCCCAGAGCACAGAGACAGUCUUGAACAGCUAAAAUUUUCAGGGUAAUAGGAUAAAGCAACAUGAAUACCACUAGUUCUCUUAUACAUAAAAUUGUGUGACGCUGCUGUUAAGACUUAGGAUAUUGCUUUAGAAGAGCUAGUUGCCAUAAUUUUAAAUAUACCAUUUGGUACGUUAUGCAUUCAGAAAUUGAAAAAUGUGCAGCUAAUAGAAAAAGAGUUGAUUGCAUUGGUUGCCUUUGCCAAUCCAAAAGAAAAAUAAGAAAAACUUCCAUUUUAAGAAAGGGAAAAUUAAAGUCUUCAGAAGAAUUUCUUCUUUUAAGAAAAAUGUAAGGAAAAAUGCAGCAUUUGCAAACUCCUUAGCGAAGUGAAAGGAAAAAAAUAUCUAAAUAGAAUUUCCUCAACUGGUCGUUUCUCUUUGAUCAUAAAGGAAUACAGAAAAAUAAAGCAUAAAAUAGAUUUAAUUACCUUUCUUUUUUAUUUUACUGUUCUUAUGGGUUUGAAAAUGUCAGAAAGCCUAGCAUUGGCUGUUUUGUUGGAGAUGGGGACAAAAUCCAGUCUGAUCUAUGCUUUUUUGGUUUUCAUAGUUUAUUUUGCAGCUUUAACAACUACAAGUUAAAAGUCCAAAUAAAAAAUGGGAAAUACAAGCAUUAAGUGAUUGACUGUAAGGGCUGCACACUGAUAAAGAUUUCCCUUGUUAGAAAACUGUUUAUUAUAUUUUGCCUUGGAGUUUCUAUGCACUGUAAAAAACGAGAAUGCAUUUACAGGUUUUUAUAUGAAUUUAUCAUUGAUAUAACGGCAUCUUUGUUGUAGCAAGUAAAUGUUUGUGGUUUAAAAAGAUUUACUCCUGUAUAUUAAUUGUUUGAAACAUAUAAUUUUAUUUUUUGUAGAAAAUAGAUUUUUGUAGGAAAUUCAGUAGUAAAAAAAGUAAGCUUACUUACAGAUCUAAGUUAGAUUCUAAAUAAAGCAGAAUUAGUAUCUUUUGCAACAAAAAGGAGGCUAGGUACUAUUUGGAAAAAAUCCCACCUUUUAAUCAGAAAUGGUAACAACUUAUUUCUAUCUUCAGUGAGCAUUGCUAUCUGAUCUUGACAUUGUGGUAUGAAGUCUGGGCCAACAUAGGCAAGUUACAUGAAUAGAUGCUUUUUUGGUGUUGGCAAACAAGGGCUGCACUGAAGGCAGACAGGAACUGGAGAACCUGGAUUAAGCGUGGAUUUUAGAUCUGUGAUGUGUUCCUCCUAUCAGGACUAUAUUACAGUUUGGUAAAGUUGGCUGCUGUAACUGUAGCUUUGUGUUCACCUGCCUCUAGCACAUUCUGUUUGUCAUAUCUGCAGGGAUUUGUGUUUUAUUUUUAGGUUGGCAAGUAGUCACUUCAUCUUGGUAAGUGGUUUUAUUCCUCAUAUGUCUGCCUAAGUUCAAACCUUCUUGGGUUCCCCUACAGAGGGGCAUAAUAAAUAAUAUUAAAUGAUAAAUAUUAAAUAAUUGGCAUAAUUAACAGUCAUAACUUCAAAGGCAUAAACCCUACUUUUUUAGUCCAGAUACCACAUAGGAAGCCCUGAAAAUCUAGAAAUGUAUUUUAUGAGAAAUAACAUGUUGUAUAUGUUCAAAACGUUCCUACUGCAGUUGCAUUGUAUAUCUGUUUAUUAUGCAAACAUAGCCUUCAAUAAAACAAAAAUUUGGCAACCUUAAAAAAAAAAAGUCUAGGCAAUGAUUUUUACCUUAUUCAAGCCAAGAGAUACCAAAUGAGAGCCAAAACAAUUCUGAAGAUAAUUCCUUCCAACAGCAGUUAGAGCUAAGUGUAAGGAUCCAAAAAUUAGUUUUAAUAACAAACAUUAAUCUGUAAUAAUUGACUUACAUGUGUAGGUUGAGUCUAACCAUUACAUUUGUUUGGCAGAUCUUGUCUUCCAAGAUCAAAUCCUUGUUUUCUUGUAAGAGGUGGUAUGUUACUUGUUUCUAUACCAACAAAAGCCUUAUCAUUUCUUAGAGGAAAAGACUGAAGUCUGCAAAAGAAUCCUGAAGGGUUGUAUCCUAAUGCUUCAAAUUGGUCACUGCAAAUUCCUCCUUUCCAUAGGUCCAAAGUAGACACAAGCAGCUGUGAGACCAGAUUCCUAGUGAAGAUUGACAAAUAUUAGAAGAGCUUCCAAGCUGUGAGCUCAGGUAGAACUGUAUGAAUAUUUCCUUAGGAUGGAGACCUAAGAAUUACCCCGUAUUGGGCCAAGAUAAUUAAGUGAUUAGCUACAGGUCAUUUGACAUGCACAAUCCUGAGGAAGAGAGGAGAAACCCAUCAGUAUUGAUGGUAACACUGGAAGCAGCAUCCAUGUGCCUCUGUUUUUCAGCCAAAGAAAAUAAGGUUUAUAUUCUGGCUUUAAAUACACCCUCAAAACUUUUCAACACUGACUGCUGAGCAAUAAAAAGGAGAAAGAAACUGACUGGCAUCUUCACUGUAGGGGGAGUUGUUCAGCUGAGUGGUUCCCCAAGUGUUGAGCUACCCAGCACGUGCAGGCUGACCACAAUUAUCCACAUCAUGUUGGCAGUUCUAGCUGGGAGCUUCCCAAAAAUAAUAAGGGGCAAGGAGUGAGAAAGAAACCAGUUCAGAAUGGUUGUAGGGACAUGGGAAGGACCUGCAAGUAUCCCGUAAGGGUCCUGAGGGACAGACAGGAGGAGCUGAGAUGACUUGCAAUUAGAUGUGUACAGGGAAGGUUGUGCAAAUCUGUAGGAGAAAACUUUUUUUUUAUCUGUGCCAUUCAGUGUUUGUGUGGGAAGUUCUGUACAGUGACUGAAACCAAUCUGCCAUUGCUAAGCACUUGCACAGGUGAAAACACAAAGCCAAGUGAUAAGUUUCAUAAGAGAAUGGGAAAUUACACCCUUGGAAAAUUUUUCUCCACUGGUUUUAAAUAGUUUUGCAGUCUUGUUACUUUCUUAUGCCAGAACAUGCCUAUAUAAUGCAUUAAACAAUUCUUUAUGAAAAAACCCAAGUUCAAAACUUUACAACUUGUUACUGAAACUGAGUUGUUUGAAUUUACUGUUGAUAACUGAGUUCAUUUUUGUAGUUGAAUUUUAUGAGACUUCAAACUUGUAAUGUUUGUUCCAUCUUAGCCAAAAUGACUGUUUUUCUUCUGUACAGAAACUUCAUCUGAUUUGUUUUUCCAUUCAGCCUUUUAUUUAACUAAAAGAUUUUUGUUCUUUUUUAUUACUAGGGCAAUAUUUCUAUCAACUGACUUCUGGAAUUAUUUCUGAAUUCACAUUAAAAGUUAUGUAACAGUGCCUUGAAAGAAGGAAUUUGUUUACUGUAGUUAAGUUCAUUUUUCUCUUUUGCAAUAUGUUUGUUAAAAGUUUCAGAGGAAACUUGACAGCAAAAUCUAUUUUUCUAGUGAAAGACUACUAAGCCUAAUGCUUUUAUCACGCUUGCCUUAUUUUACAUUCUGAUUUUAUACUCUGUGCUCACUCAACUGUUCUGUUGUUUUGCUUGAGCAGUAAGAUGUAUACAGAAAACGCAAUAGCCUCUGUAUGUUUGAUGUAUAUGAAAUAACAAGGAGAGUGGUUAUGAGUAGUGUGAAUUGAUAAUAUUGUACUUACAAAUAAUUCCAAUAAAUUUAACCAUGAAGAAUC
Messenger RNA from Aquila chrysaetos chrysaetos, 6717 nucleotides. It is a transcript of the gene EMB, whose product is annotated as embigin. Gene Ontology annotation, molecular function: cell-cell adhesion mediator activity. The transcript has 11 exons. The record is from RefSeq and is a predicted model, not a curated record. Gene Ontology annotation, cellular component: plasma membrane; axon. Lineage: Eukaryota; Metazoa; Chordata; Aves; Accipitriformes; Accipitridae. The coding region runs from base 418 to 1548 and encodes 376 amino acids. Gene Ontology annotation, biological process: axon guidance; homophilic cell-cell adhesion; dendrite self-avoidance.